Molecule: messenger RNA, 1317 nt
Organism: Knipowitschia caucasica
Lineage: Eukaryota; Metazoa; Chordata; Actinopteri; Gobiiformes; Gobiidae
Source: the annotation of a GenBank genome assembly
AUGUUAGGGGGGGGUUUUUUGGGGGGGGGGGGGAGUGGGGUUUUGUAUUGUUUUUAUUGGGGGGUUUUGGGGGGGGUGGUGUUUGUUUUGUGGGUGGGGGUUGUUGUGAGGUUGUUGGUGUUGGGGGGGGUUGGGGGGGUGGGUUUUUUUUAUGGGUUGGGGGGGUGGGGGUUGUUGGUGAUUUGGGGGGUGGGGGGGGUGGGGUGUAUGGGGGUUGGGGUUUGGGUGUGUGGGUUGUGUGGGGGUUUUUUUUGGGUGGGGUUGUUUGUUGGGGGGGGGUUUGUGUUGUGGGUUGUUGUGGGGGGGUUGGGGGGGGUUUUUGUUAGUGUUGGGGUGUGUUUGGGGGUUGGGGGGGGGGGGGUUGGUUGUGUUGGGUUUUGUUGGGUUGGGUUUUUUUGUUGUUGGGUGUUUGUUUUGGUGUAUUUGGUUGUGUGGGUGGGGAUGGGUGUUUGGUGGGGGUUUUGGGGGGGUUGGGUUUUUGGGGUUGUGUUGUGUUUUUUGGUUUGGGUGGGUUGUUUUGGGUUUGGGGGUUGUUGUGUUUGGGUAGGGGGGGGUUUGGUUUUAUUGUUGUUGUGUGGGGGGGUGUGGGGGGGGUGUUGUUUGGGGUGGGGGGGUUUUGGGUGGGGGGGUUGUGUGGUGGUUGGGUUUGGGGUGUGUGGGGUGUGUUUGUUUGUUUGGGGGGGGGGGGGGUUUGUGGGGGGGGGGUGGUGGGGUGUGUGGGGGGUUGUGGGGGUUUUGUUGUUGUGGGGGGGUUGGGUGUGGGUGGUGUGUGGGUUGGGUUUGGGGGGUGUGUUGGGGGGGUUGGGGGUUGGGGUGUUGUUGUUGGGGUUUGGGGGGGGUAGGGAUGUUGUUAUAUAUGGGUUGAAGGGGGUUUUGUUUUGUGUGAAGUUGGGUGUGGUGGGUAAGGGAGGAGGGAAAAUAUGGGAGGAGAUAAAAGGAUGGGGGGAAGAGGGGGGGGGUUGUGAAGAUAUAGGAGAUGAAUAUAAGGAAGGGUGUGGGAUGAGUUGGGGAGUGGGGGGGGGUGUUUUGAAGAAGGGGGGGGAAUGGUUGUGUUUUUGUGGUUGGGAAAAGGGAAGUAAUGGUGAAAGGGGUAUUGGGGUUGUGAGGGGGGUGGGUGUGAGGGGGGAUGAAGGUAUGUUAGUGGGGGGGGUGUUUAUGUGUGGGGUUGGGGGGGGGAUGGAAUUUUGGGUGGGGUUGGGUUGUGGGGGGAGGGGUGGGGGGGGGGAUUUUGGAUGGAGGGGAGGAAGGGGUGGGAUAGGGUUUUGGGGGUUGUUAGGGAUUGUUGUGUGGGGAGGAGGAUUGUGGAAGGGGUAUUAA